GAGCCAUCUCUCCAAUCCUCUUUUGCUAAGAGCUUGGGAUGGGUCUACAGUCCAUAGAAAUGGUGAAAGUGGAUGGCAGUGGGAGGUACACCUUUCCUGGGAUGUUUUUGGAAGAUGAAAACCCUGUAGGACUGGCUGUGUUUGAGAACGCCUUCCUCUGGGCAAAUAAAACACAACUGAUUCAUACCUCACCCCACAGCCCAAAGGAGAGAAAGGUGCUCCAUGCCUCUGUGUCUGCUUUCUUAAUCCUCCGCAAAUCCCAGCAACCCAAGAGCGGGUACCCAGCGUGUGUUCCAGGUUCUUGUAGCCACCUGUGCCUCUUGUCUCCCAUCCAUCCCAAGGGCUACAAGUGUUUUUGCCCAGAAGGACUAUUUCUUUUACCCUCUGGUACAUGCAAUGUUGUUUUAUUGAGAGGGGUCAAUGGACACCUGUUGUCAUUCCAAGGCUGCUUCCUUGACUGCUUUCUAAUGCAUGUUUUAAGAUGUGCGCAACAAGGAUCCUUUAAAUAA
Nannospalax galili (Upper Galilee mountains blind mole rat) is the source of this 509-nucleotide messenger RNA. RefSeq names its product putative vitellogenin receptor. The record is from RefSeq and is a predicted model, not a curated record. The transcript has 4 exons. NCBI's taxonomy places the organism in Eukaryota, Metazoa, Chordata, Mammalia, Rodentia, Spalacidae. Bases 39 to 509 code for a protein of 156 amino acids.